CACCAGGGCAGGACCGCAGCAUCCCGGAGCUGCCAGCCCCUUCCACCCAAAUUACGCAGUUUUUUUUUCCUUUAUUCCUGCCCUUCCUCUUUUUCAAAGAGAGCAUAAAUAGAAGAUCCACCUUGUGGAUGUGGCAGCCAAAACACCUCCGAUGGGGAGAAAGUGACGGACCGAGCGGAUUUCUUUCCUUUUCACAGGAUUCUCCCUUUUAAUUCGCGUCGGGAUUUCUUCACGAAUAUUCGCAAAAUCAACCCCGGACCACGCGUAACAGCUGGAAUUGUUUUUUUUCUUGGAAUAUAUAGCGCAUAAAUCACGCAUCCUGUUUUCCCCCCCAGUAAAAAAGCUCGGAGAUCGAUUAAGAACCACCCAGGACCUUUCACUUUUUCUUCCGGAGGCGCAACGUCGACAGCCCGAAGCGCACUUGGCGGUGCGCAAUUCUUCUUAUUCUGCUUUUGCGCCGCUUUGCCCUCCGCUCCGAUCGGCAGUCGCGCCGUGAAAAGAGUCAAAAAAAAAAAACAACAAGAAAAAAAAGUGAAGUGUUGGAUUUAAAUCGACAAGAAGAAGAGGAUAAAGUUGACACUGCUGGAUUGGAGCAGAAUGAAGGUUUUCUAAUUGGGAGCAGUCGCCGCUUCCUCGGUGCUACAAACCUGCAUGGAGCUCUAGUCUGCACUUCGGAGCAAUUUAUGGUUGGCCGCAGAACUCCCCCGGCUGUCGUACCGUGCCCACCUCGCCAUGCUGGCCUGUCUGCAGAGGAGGCAGAACCCUCCACCCCAACACCCGGUGUGCGUCAGCAAAAGCCUGGAGCCACCGCAAUCCCUCGGACGCAAAUGUGAGCUGGCGGUGCCCACACAUUCCCCCCGCUACCCCACCGCGGCGGAACUCGACACCUACGCUCAGAAGACGGCCAACAGCCCUCUGUCUAUCAAGAUCUUCCCCACCAACAUCAGGGUUCCCCAGCACAAGCACCUUAACCGGACUGUGAACGGAUACGACACCACAGGCCAGCGCUACAGCCCCUACCCACACUUCCACACUGGGGGCUACCACGGCUUGCUCGCCAUUGUCAAGUCCUCUUCCUCCUCGUCAUUAUCAUCCACUUUUGUCCCAUCUAAAGGUGUUCUUAAAAACUCGGAAGGCAGACGGACUAAAUUGUCUCCAGCCCACAUUGCGGUCGCUCCUUACCCACCCAGUAGUAGCACUUUAAUCAAUGGUCCCAGUCAGAUGGGGUACCACACGGGGCCCACUAAGCCUCCAGAGGGACCCGGGCUGUCAGUCCCCCCAAACGUCACUGUAGCUGGCUCGGUGAUUCCUGUUGCGGGUGGGCGUGGCCUAGCCCUCCCGGCGCAGUCCAACCUCCCGUCUAUCCAGAGCAUCAUUUACCAGAUCAACCAGCAUUGCCAAGCCCAGGCUUUGCAGCAGGUGUGUCAGGGGGCACCACCUUCCAAUUCCAGCCCCUCCAAGCAGGGCACAACAGUCAUGGGGGUCUCCUCCAGCUCCUCAGGUGGAGGUUAUGUCGUGGGAAUGGGCCCACAGCCCAACAUGGUGUACACAGGUCCGGCGAUGCUGCCUCAGAACGCGGAGGGGCUGAAGAACGGGGUGUACGCGGACAGCAUGGACUACAUCCUCUGGCAGAAGCAGCAGCAACAUCAUCAGCAUCAGCAGCAACAGGCCAUGUUGAGAAUGUACAGCGGGGGCAGCGGAGGGGGCGGAGCUAUCAGCAAGUCCCCUGAAAGCUGCAUUCAGGUCGGCGGAAUCAUGGCGGGGCAAGUCUCCUCAUCCUCGUCCAGACCCUACCACAUGACGGCAAGUGCCAGCGGCGGAGGCGGAAUGGACAAAGUCAGCUCCUCGCCUUUGAACUGCGUGGGCAUGCACGGGAAUUUUUCAGUGGGUCAGUACUUCGCCCCGCCGUGGAACAGUGUCCUGGUGACACCCGACAGUGACUGCUACAACCCCCAGGAGCUUCUAGCCAGCUCCACGGGCGGGUCGGUCACAGGGCACAGAGAAGUGGGCUACCCGCACCAUCCCUAUCACCACCACCACCCCCAUCACCCCGCCAUCGACAGCGGCGGGCGCCUGUGCUGCAGCCUGCCCAGCAAGGGCAUGUGCAACACGGCCGUGCUGAGCAGCAGCUUGCAGUCUCUGGAAUACCUGAUUAACGACAUCCACCCACCCUGCAUAAAGGAGCAGAUGCUUGGCAAAGGCUACGAGACGGUGUCGGUGCCGCGCCUGCUCGACCACCAGCACGCACACAUCCGCCUCCCCGUUUACAGAUAGAGAAUCACAGGAAUCAAGCAGUGAAUUUGUGAAGAAAAAAAGGGAGCGCGUGCGGAUUUGCUUUAAGAGGUGCUGCUGCGUGACCUGAUCUUUGGUGGCGUGAGUCCUGGAAAAAAGAGCAAGUGGGACAAUAAAGGGAUUUCAAGAUGAUCCAUUGUGUGGUUUGCCAACAGGAAUUUUGGAUUGUUUUUUUGGUUUCUUUUUUUGAUGUUUUUACUUGCCUGAACUUUUCUCUCUUUUUGUUUUUCUGAUGGAAUCAUAGCUUGUCAUGAAGUGAAUAAGCCACUUGUCCACCCCCACCCCACCUUACAAAUACUAAGGAUGAAGCUACUGUGUAGGUUGUCACUGAAAUAAACGGUCUUAAAGGACUCAAGAUUAGGGCUGCUCACAACAUCCAAAACCCGUAAGCAGACGCUUGCAAAUGGAUUAAAUUAUAGGCAGGACUCUAGCGUUCAAUAAUGAAGUCGGAUUAGCAAAAAGAUAUUACAUUAUUAUUGAUUAUUGCUGUUGUAAUUGAUACAUAAAUUGCACUGCUUGAAUCUUGUUUGGAAUUGGGUAGUUUGGAUAUAUUUAAGAAACUUGAAAAAACUUGAACCUAUUUUAUGUUGUUUUAUAGAUUUGUAGGUAUAUUAUUAUAUGCAUUGGCUGCUAUGGGGAAAAGUGUCUCUUAUGCUUUUUGUUUCCACUCGGUUUUUAUGAUUUUUAAUAUUCCUCUUAAAGCUAAUUUGCAGUUUCUUAUGUCCUAAUUUGGGGCAUAGUCGCUGCUUCUGUUCUGUAAGGACUUUAUUUAUAAGGACUUACCUGAGGGAGCUGGUUUGUCUAACCAACACUGGAAUCGACAAAAACGAAGGAGUAAUGGGGCGCACUGAAGAAAAUUGAAAUAAUACAUAACUUACCAAAUGAAUCCAUAAUGAGGAGAUUUUUAUUUCAAGAAAACCAGAGAAAAUUUGUAAAAUUAUUUUUUUAAUUUUUAUUAUUAACCUGUCCUGUCCAGCCGUAUUGGGAAAUAAUAUUGUUGAUCGAGAUGCCCGUAUCUGCUGUACAGAUUUACUGUAGGCCUACUUUACAAAAUAUAAAUGUGAGGUACUGCUUUGUGUUUAACUUUAAUAAAUAUUUAAAUAUAUAUAGUAUUUGGCGAUGAGGCGGCAACUUGUCCAUGUUGUACACUGCUUUCCGCCCGAGUGCAGCUGGGAUAGGCUCCAGCACCCCCGCGACCCCGAGAGGGACAAGCGGUAGAAAAUGGAUGGAUGGAUGGCAUGGAUAGUGUUUGGCACAUCCAGAACAACAACAGAACUACAUCAGCAGAUACAAUAUAUACAAAUACGAUACCAGUAUUUAUACAAAAAAACUGAUUAGGGUAUUAGAAAGUAAUGAAUAUGGAUGGAUGGACUCAGUAUUAAUGAACAUUUUUACAUUACAAUUGAAACAAUAAUAUUAUCUAUACAAUAUUACUAUUAUAAAAGCAUACCUUCAUUAAUGUUGAGGCUCUUGUCAAGUUACGCUUUGGGCGCCAGGUCGUCGAGAAACCGUAUGGUUGGCAGAUUUAUCCCAGCUUCCUCCAACCCGGUUAAUGCCGUCGUCUGGUUUAGCAGGACGUGUAACCCACCUUGCCUCAAGUGCAAGAAAUUAUGUGAACAAAUGUUUGUCAGAGAUCAACAGUAGCCACAUUUCCAUCAGUCUACCCCAGGGGUGUCCAAAGUGCAGCCCAUGGGCCAUUUGCGGCCCGCAGCUAAUAUUAUCACGGCCAGCGGCACAUUAAAGAAAUAUAUCAAAAAGUGGAAUGACAGAAGAGAAAGUGAAGGUGCAGAAAAACAAGGAAUCCAACAGGAAGUAGAACCAAAAUAGUAGCACCAGGACAGAAAAAAAGAACACGCAGGAAAAGCGAACAAAGGCAAAACUGUCAUAUGGGAUCAUGACAUGUCGACGCUAAUAACACAAAGCUGACAUGCAGGCUGUUUUUUUAAUUAAAUGUUAUUUUAUUUUUUAAUCAAAAUAUUAUACUAGUUUUGAAAGUGAAAAAUAUCAAAAUGGCCCCUGCAUCCUUUUAUUUUUUCAGUCCGGUGCUCUGAGUAAAAAACAUUUUAGACCCCAUGGCGGCUCUGGCUAGAGCUGGAGUUUACCGCCAUCAUAAAUGUGUUACUGUAUAACAGGUACUCAGUCUAAAGCGCUGGUCUAGAAAGACGCUAUAUAAAUCCAUAAUACUAUUAUUUUUAUUUUCAUUAUAGUACAGCGGGACCUCGGUCUUAGGUAUUAAUCUGUUCUAAAGAGAAUGUCGGAAAGCAAAUUGCACGAAAAUCAAAAUUAUUUCAAUAAUAAACAAUGUAAAUCCAAUUAAUUUGUUCCAGACACCCAUCCAGCCAUUAGGAUGGUUUGUAAGAUGGAGCCUAUUCCAGCUGACACCUUAGACUAGUCGCCAGUCAAUCAAUCGUAGGGCGUUCCAGACACUCAAAAAUGUUUUAUAGAAAAUAUAUGAAUGACAAAUUAUAUGGAUAAAAAUAACAUUUAUCAUCACUUUUACAUUUAUGGAAGGGCUCUCUUUGACUAUCACUGUUCUGGCUGUAUGGUGGAUUAUUUUGCAGCUGUAUACUCAAUAACAGUUAAAAAAAAAAAAAAGCACAGACACAGAGUCUGGGUGUUUAAUUGUGUAAAAACAGAUAUUCUAUGACAAUUGUAAAUGUUUAAAUAGACUGCAAUCAGUUUUGUUGGGUUUGUUUUUUAUCAUCAAUCAACAUUAUUACCGUAAUUUCCAGACUAUAGAGCACCGCUAAAUAUAAGCCGCGCCCACUUCAUUUUUGGACUAAUUAGAUUUUAGGCCGCAAAGGAUUAUUAUCUGCAGAUGUACACAUUCAAACAUGAAAGCAGGUGCUUGUGUUCACUCAUAAAUGUAACAAAAACAGGGCAUACAGUAGCCUACCGGAAAAGUCAUUGAGCGCUGCCUUGGUCGUUCUCAAGCUGGGGCCACUGGGGUCGUCUUCUUCAGUCUCAAAGUCGAUAUUUUUUUUCUUUUCAGUGCCGCCCUAAUACUCCAUUGUAACAAUAUUGAAAAGGAACAUAUGAAAGGCAAGAAAUGUUACAAUGAAGAAUGUGACUGGGAGGUUACCGACAUAACGAUACAUGUAGGUGUGUUUAACGCAGAUAUGUCGCCGAGCGCAUGCGCACGCAGGUGUGUAUGUGUGUGUGUGUGUGCGAUUUUAGCUCUUCAAAAUCCUCAGACUUUUUAUUUGUCCGUGUGUGUGAUUUCAAGAUUUCUACCACAGUCCUAUAAACGUCAUAUCUGAGUAAUGUACAGAUCUCGCUCCCUUUUUUAAUGACUCCUUUCAAAGUCUGCCUUCUCUGUCAGGUUUAGCUACUGAAAAAAAAAAGAAGAAAAAAAGCUGAAAGACGCGCGUCCUAUUUAGGGUGAGACACUAUUCCUUCGUCUUGCAAAUAGAAAAAGAAAACAAUCAUUUGCUCUCUUCUGGAUGAAAAGAGACAAGGGUCACUGCUUUUCCUUGUUCGUUUUAGCCCCUGGUCGGGCUGCAUUUAGCCCGGGCCGGUCUUAACUAGAUGAUUCAGAGCGGUGAAAUAUUUAUUAUGACUGUGAGAUUCCCUUGAAUGUACUGCACUUAAAUUACUGCGAUGUUUUAUUGCCUUGUGGGAUUCAAGAGAAAGAGGACAAAUUGGAUCAGUGCAGCAGACCUCUGGUCUUGAAACAAGCAUUUCUUUUGUCAGUGGAAUUUCAAUGCUAAAUUGAAUUUAUUAAAUAAAGAGACAAAUGGAGCUUUGUUGUGGGGGAAAUACUGGCAUCAGUCUAGAUUUAUGAAGUGCAAUUAUUAUGACUGUAUGAACAUUUUUUUCUCGAAGCUUACACCAAAAAAAAAUGUAAACUACAGUUGUCAAUACAUUCCCAAUGUACCACACUCUAAUCCCUAUCCUUUUUAUUUUUGUUUUGUUUUGAGGUGUAAAAUAAAUCUCUUUAAGAAUA
This is a messenger RNA of Entelurus aequoreus (snake pipefish), 6238 nucleotides long. RefSeq names its product family with sequence similarity 222 member Aa (gene fam222aa). Lineage: Eukaryota; Metazoa; Chordata; Actinopteri; Syngnathiformes; Syngnathidae. The transcript has 3 exons. The coding region runs from base 733 to 2274 and encodes 513 amino acids. The record is from RefSeq and is a predicted model, not a curated record.